AUGCCCGCUACGGCGUCCCGUGCCGUUCUUCGGCAAUCGCAGUUCCUGACCCGGAGGACCGCUGUCAGAUACGCCUCCUCCACCUCCGAGUCCGCUCAGAAGGCUGGCGAGGCUGCAUCCUCUGCUGCCUCCAAGGCGUCUGAGGGUCUCUCUCGUGUCACAUCGACCGCUGGCCCCGCUCUUUCGAAUGCCGCCCAGGGCGUCGGCAGUGCACUGAGGAAGGUUGGUGGAAGGACCGGAAAAGUCAUCGCUUUCGUCGAUUCUAUGAUACCCCCCACCCUCUACUACGGCAAGGUCGGCCUUGAACUCGCCAAGCUCGUUUUCCGUGGACAGAGCAUGACUCCUCCCAACCUGGCUACCUUCCAGUCCUUCUACCAGCCUCUGCUCAACGCUUUCCGCAGCCCUGCCGCCCUUAAGAACGCCAACUUCAUCUCGCCCGGAGACAUCGCCGCCCGUGUCCGCAAUGCCAACAAGAAGGAAAUCGCCCUGGCCGGUGUUACUCUCGCGGAGGUUAUCGGAUUCUUCACCGUCGGUGAGAUGAUCGGUAGAAUGAACAUUGUCGGCUACAGGGGCCACCCUGAGGACCACGGAGACCACUAG
Messenger RNA from Aspergillus bombycis, 600 nucleotides. Its product is annotated as F1F0 ATP synthase subunit g. NCBI's taxonomy places the organism in Eukaryota, Fungi, Ascomycota, Eurotiomycetes, Eurotiales, Aspergillaceae. Gene Ontology annotation, biological process: proton motive force-driven ATP synthesis. The record is from RefSeq and is a predicted model, not a curated record. Gene Ontology annotation, molecular function: proton transmembrane transporter activity. Bases 1 to 600 code for a protein of 199 amino acids. The transcript has 3 exons.